Lachancea dasiensis is the source of this 360-nucleotide messenger RNA. NCBI's taxonomy places the organism in Eukaryota, Fungi, Ascomycota, Saccharomycetes, Saccharomycetales, Saccharomycetaceae. The record is from the annotation of a GenBank genome assembly.
AUGUCUAAGGGCCUUGUGAGGAUCAGAUUAGCCAGAUUUGGCCGUAAACAUGCUCCUUUGUACAAUAUAGUGGUUGCGAAUGCACAUAAGGCACGCGAUAAGACUCCCAUUGAGGUGUUAGGCACUUAUAACCCAGUUCCCCAACCGCUAACCAGGCGUGAGAUCAAGGAAGGAGUCAUUCCCACAAAAGAUGUCAAGCUAGACUUUGGUCGUACACAGUACUGGAUCGGUGUGGGGGCGCAACCAAGUGAGACAGUAACAAAGCUUCUCAUCAAGAGCGGCAUAGUGGGCCCUGAGUGGGGCAAGACACACAAUACCAAUCAAGCGGUAACGCUACCCCGGCGGGAGGUAUUAGAAUAA